This is a messenger RNA of Silurus meridionalis, 2949 nucleotides long. It is a transcript of the gene tbc1d22b, whose product is annotated as TBC1 domain family, member 22B. Gene Ontology annotation, biological process: activation of GTPase activity. The record is from RefSeq and is a predicted model, not a curated record. Gene Ontology annotation, molecular function: GTPase activator activity. Lineage: Eukaryota; Metazoa; Chordata; Actinopteri; Siluriformes; Siluridae. The coding region runs from base 592 to 2148 and encodes 518 amino acids. The transcript is spliced from 13 exons.
GUUGGAUGUUUGAAGAAACGAGUGUGUGAAGAUGUUCUUCAUGCUAAUGGAGGAUUUUUCACUCAAAAUAAAGUCUGGACGUUUAUAGACUUGUUUGGUCAAACGAAAUCUUCAUUGAUGCAUAGAAACAGGAUGAACAUGUCUCUCAAAAACCACAAAAGUACAACAUUUGAUCAUUUCUAUAUGAGAUGUGUAUGUGGAAGAAACCUUUCCCCUAUUAGACCCAUGAACAGAGCAGACUGGACUGAACCCUGCACCUGCUCACACACUAAACCGCUCCAGAAGAGGAAAGUCCCGCCUCUUCGAGCAAAGCUGAUCUCCUAUUGGUUGGCUCGGCUGCACCUGUUUGCUGUUGUAUCCAAUCACAGCUCGACGGACUGCCGUUCCAAGAUGGCGGCGUCCAUCUCGAGGUAUCCUCCUGUCACUUUGUGUUGACCAAAACAUCAGGACAGAGGCGAUUAAACAGCGUUGGAUGGUUGAACUUCCCCCUGAAAAGAGUCGAGUUUAGAUCGGGCUCAGCUGCAGGAAGCAUGUCUUCACCCUGAAGGAACUGUGUUGAUGUUUGUUUAGGGAAGACGCGGUUCUGCAGCCAUGGCCGCCGACAAUAAAAUCCAUUUCUGGAGGAGGAACACGAAGGGUCCAGGAAGUCUGCAGCCCAUCUACGGGGCGCGGUACCCUCCUGUGGACCCCCGGGUACUCUGUUCGUUGCUAAAAGACACUCCAAAGACAAACGCCGUGAGCGUCAGAUCGAAGAAGCCGGCUACGUUCCAUGAGUUUGCACGGAGCACCAACGAUGCCUGGGACAUCGACGACGAGGAGGAUGGCGGUUUCUUCACUGCGACGCAUUCCACUCCUGUUCCAGCGCAGUCACUCCCCUCAGGUGAAGCACCUCGUCUGAAAGAGGCCAGUCGUUUGACAGAUACAGAACCAGAGCCCCGCCCAGGGGACAGAGCGCAACCAGGAAGCACAGAAAUCUCCCAGGAGCACCUGAACACUGACAGCGAGUUGUGUAAUGGCAGAGUGGUGAAGUCCAGCAGUGACGUCCAGCUGAACAGCAAUACAGAACGCAGCACUCUACAGAAGCAGCAGUCCCUCCCCCUGCGUCCCAUCAUCCCCCUGGUCGCACGCAUUUCAGACCAGAAUGCAUCUGGAGCUCCACCCAUGACGGUGCGAGAGAAAACCCGACUGGAUAAGUUCAGGCUGCUGCUGGCCAGUUCCAACACCAACCUGGAGGACUUGCGGAAGCACAGCUGGUCAGGGAUCCCGCGAGAAGUUCGCCCGAUCACCUGGAGGCUUCUCUCAGGCUAUCUGCCGGCUAACAUGGAACGUAGGGAGCUGGUUCUCCAAAGGAAGCGUGAGGAGUAUUUUGGCUUCAUCGAGCAGUAUUACCACUCCAGAACAGACGAGCACCACAAAGACACCUACCGACAGAUUCAUAUCGAUAUACCUCGGACGAAUCCGCUGAUUCCGUUAUUCCAGCAGCCGCUGGUACAGGAGGUAUUUGAGAGAAUUCUGUUUAUCUGGGCGAUUCGACAUCCAGCCAGCGGCUAUGUGCAGGGCAUCAACGACCUCGUCACGCCCUUCUUCGUCGUCUUCCUCUCCGAGUUUGUGGAGGAGGACGUGGAGAACUUUGAGAUGGCUGCUCUGCCUUUGGAAACACAACGCAACAUUGAAGCGGACAGCUUCUGGUGUAUGAGUAAACUGCUGGAUGGAAUUCAGGAUAAUUACACUUUUGCUCAGCCUGGUAUUCAGAAAAAAGUGAAGGCUCUGGAGGAGCUCAUCAGCCGGAUCGACGAGGAUGUGCAUCUGCACUUCCAGAAGUUUGAGGUGGAGUACCUGCAGUUCGCCUUCCGCUGGAUGAACAACCUUUUGAUGAGGGAGCUGCCGCUGCGCUGCACAAUCCGUGUGUGGGACACGUACCAGGCCGAGUCAGAGGGCUUCUCACACUUCCAUCUGUACGUCUGUGCAGCUUUUCUCAUCAAGUGGAGGAAGGAGAUCCUCUCAAUGAUGGACUUCCAGGGGCUCCUGAUGCUUCUACAGAACUUACCCACAAUACACUGGGGCAACGAGGAGGUGGGGUUACUCCUGGCCGAAGCCUACAGACUUAAAUACAUGUUCGCCGACGCUCCUCGCCACUACAAGAGAUGAGGAUCUUCUCAUCAGCCCCCCGGAGCCACUGACUCAAUCAGGAGCACACCUUCAUUCCUUCCUUCCUUCCUGCCUCGUUCCUUUCAUCUUCUUUUAGUCUGGAUGAGUUGGAAUCCAGAAACCCAGGCUGGAAAAAAAAAGAUCAAAAGUUCUCGCAACUGAUCUCAAAAACUUCAUCUCAUCCUCAGGUUUUUUUUUUUAAUUAACCAGAGACAGAGGAGGGACAUGGUGUGUGUGUGUGUGUGUGUGUGUGUGUGUGUGUGUGUGUGUGUGUUUUAUUCUCUUUUAAUGUCUGCUGUAUUUAUGAAACUAAUCACUGGACUGAAACAAUCUCAUGAAAGACACAUCACCUAACUACACUGAGUGGCCAAAAGUAUUGGGACACCUGACUUUUCCACCCAUAUGUGCUUCUUCACCAAACUGUUACUACAGUCGGAGGAACACGAUUGUGUCGGACGUCUUUGCAUGCAGGAGCAUGAAAUUUGUCCUUCACUUGAUGUAGGAAACCCAAAACCUGUUCCAGCAUGACGAUUCCCUCUGUGUACACUGCCAGCUCCAUGAAGAUCUACAUGGGUUGGAAGAUGUAAAAGAUCUGCUAUUGAGCUCCAGUCCACCCCAGAUGUCCUCAGCUUACCUACAUCAGUACCUGACUUUACUAACACUGAAUGAAUCUUCACAAAUUCUCCACAAAAUCUAGUAGAACAGAAAAAGUAAAAUGUUCAAAAGAGAGUGCUCAGGUGUCCACAAACUUUUGGCCAUGGAGUGUAUCUAUUGAGCUUUGAAUAAAGGAGUGGAACAGGA